Molecule: messenger RNA, 2229 nt
Organism: Lactuca virosa
Lineage: Eukaryota; Viridiplantae; Streptophyta; Magnoliopsida; Asterales; Asteraceae
Source: the annotation of a GenBank genome assembly
AUGCUUAGAAUGAUGCUGGAGAUUCCGAUUCCUGAUAAAUGGAAACAGUUGUAUUAUGCAUGGGAUAUCCGAGUGUUCAUUAUAUUGAGUCUUUUCUUUCAAAUGUUUUUGAUUCUCAUUGCUCCUUUGAGAAAACGAACAAAAAAUAACUGGAUAAUCCUUUCAUUGUGGUGUUCAUAUUUGCUAGCUGAUUGUGCGGCUAACUUUGCUCUUGGGCUCAUCUCAAGCAGCCAAGGGAACCCUAAUGAGAACCAAGCCCAAAAAGGCGGUAGGGUGGGUAUGCAUCACAAAGACCUUCUCGCUUUCUGGGCGCCUUUUCUUUUGGUGCACCUCGGUGGUCCAGACACCAUUACGGCUUUUGCGUUGGAAGACAAUGAGCUGUGGCCCCGUCAUCUUUUUGGUCUUCUUUUCCAAUGUGUAGUUGCAUUUUAUGUGUUUAUUCAGUCACUACCUGAAAAUCGGCUAUGGAUUCCGACAAUGUUCAUGUUCUUAACAGGUUUCAUAAAAUAUGCGGAAAAAACGCGUUCUCUUUUUCUUGCUAGUGCCAACAGAUUCAAAGAGUACAUGUUCCCAACUCCUGAUCCUGGGCCAAUGUAUGUGAAACUCUCAAUUGAAUAUCAUGCGAGGAAGAAGGUGAAACUACCGACUAGAAUUCAGAUGGUUCCAGAGCCGGAUACAGCAGCCAAAUCAGUUAUAAAAUCUAUAAAAGGGAAUUUAACAGAGUUGGAGAUGGUGCGACAUGCUUAUGAGUUCUUUAAAACAUUUAAAGGGCUUGUUGUUGAUAUGAUUUUGAUCAAUCGGAGGCAACAAAAUCAGAGUCGGGAUUUCUUCCUAAAUCGGACCGCAAAAGAUGCUUUCAAAGUGAUUGAGAUUGAGUUAAAUUUAAUCUAUGAUGUUCUCUUUACGAAACUUCCGGUGGUGUUUUGUUUAACCGGAGCCAUUAGCCGGUUUUUAUCUUUUGCAACAAUUUGUGCAGCAAUCUUUUUAUUUAUAUUCGAAGACAAAACAAAUUUCCGAAGCUUUGAUGUGAUGAUUACCUAUAUUUUGCUGUUUGGUGCUUUGAUUUUGGAUGUGACCGCUCUAUUCAUGCUCUUGUUUUCAGAUUGGACCAUCAUUUAUUUAUGGAAAUCUCUUCAUGUUGAGAUCGACAACAAGUCUAUCAAGACAACAAUCAUCAAUGCAUUCCUCAGACUCUUGACUGAUCAGGGCACACUCUCGGACACAAAAGAGCAUCCCCAGUUGACAAGAAAUGCCUCUCAAACAUGGGGUUCAUGGAUAACAAAUGCAUCACAAACUCGCAAAUGGGAAAUUAAGUUCUUAAGACGAAGGUGGUGGGAAUUUAUUUCAACUUACAACCUUAUCUAUUAUUGCUUGCACCCACGCCCAACCCUAAAUCAACGUUUUUUUGACAAGUUUGGGCUUACUAGAUUUUUUGACGGGCUCAAGUAUGUGGAAUACAAAAAGGUCACCCAAAAACUCAAAGACUUCAUCUUCGAGGAGUUAAAAAUAAAAUCAGAACUCGCAGAUGACUUGGAAACUACAAAGGAGAUAAGUUCAGCACGAGGAAGUUGGGUAAUCCAGUUGCAAGAAGAUUGGCAUAGCUUACUUACACAUGUUGUAGAUGUUGACUACGAUCAAAGUAUCAUUAUAUGGCACAUCGCCACCGAGGUAUGCUACAACAAAGAACUUAAAAAGGAACCCGUGGGUACCAAAAAUGAUCUUCGCGAUAUUGCAAAAGUAUUAUCAGAUUACAUGUUGUAUCUUCUUAUCAUGCAACCAAACAUGAUGCCGGUAAUAGUAGCAGGCAUUGGACAAGUACGGUUCCGAGAUACUUGUGCUGAGGUCAAAAGGAUUUUAGAUAUUGGAGUUGAUUGGGAUCAGAAAAACGCUUGCAUGAUGAUUCUUGACAUACCCACGGAUGUGCCACCAGUGACUAUAAGUGGUGAUCGGAGCAAAUCCUUGCUAUUUGAUAGUUGCAUUUUGGCCAAAGAAUUGAUGAAGCUAGAAGAGGACUCUAGUCAGGAUAAAUGGUUGAUUAUAAGCAAGGUAUGGGUGGAGUUGUUAUGUUACGGUGCAAGCCAUGCAAGAUCUAACACACUAGCAGACCAAGUGAGCAAAGGUGGUGAGCUCAUUACUAUCGUUUGGUUGUUAAUAGCUCAUUUUGGUUUGGGUGAUCAAUACCCAAUUAAUGAAGGAAAAGCAAGAGCAAAACUCAUUGUUGGCAAGUAG